GUUUGAGUCACCGACCAAAUAUCGAUUUUUUAUCGUCGGUUAUUGUAUACGAGUCGGCAAAUCCUCAGACGUAUAUGCCCUAUGUACAGAACAUUCGGACGUUUAUUUACCUCUAUGAAGAAGUGAAUAUCAGAUCCCAGGAUGGAUUCGCGAAUUGUGAAAAUGGUAUCAAGUCGCCAAAUGAACCGGACUUGGUUUGUAAAUUUUACCCAAUUGUGCUCGAGUCAUGUGUAAAGGAGAACAAUUAUGGAUAUGACAGAAGUGAACCGUGCAUUAUACUAAAGAUUAAUAAAAUUUAUGGAUGGUUGCCUGACAUACAAAAUAAAACACUGAGCAACAGUCCAUUAGUACGAUGUUUCGGAAGGUAUGCAGCUGACUUCGAGGCGUUCGGUAAUUUGCACUAUUACCCCAAUAUAACAGUCGACGGACUAUCCAUGCACUCCAAUUUGAUUAACAUUAAAACAUUACUAUUAUUAUCGGUGUUAUGUUUUAGUGGGAUAUUCGAUAGCGUCUACUUCCCAUACAUUAUACAAUACGCUUAUCGGUCUCCACUUGUGGCUGUUCAGAUUAAAAAUGCGCGUCGGAACAGUCUGUUCUUCGUGUCAUGCCGCUUAUUUAAUCUUAUCACUCCCACAGAACCCCUUAACUUUGAAUUCCUCAUCGACUAA
Mesocestoides corti is the source of this 668-nucleotide messenger RNA. The record is from the annotation of a GenBank genome assembly. Lineage: Eukaryota; Metazoa; Platyhelminthes; Cestoda; Cyclophyllidea; Mesocestoididae.